AUGUGGGGCCCUGGGCCCUCUUCUUCUUUAAUAGAUGCAUCUCUAUCUCUUUGUCUUUCGUCAAAUCUUCAUCAGCAGAUUCUAAACUCUUAUCAUAGCUCGCAUCAAUCACUGCAGUGGCUGUUAACAGCAAUAGCUCUUACCCCUACCACCUAUGAUCAAUCAAACACACAAGAGGGGGGCCCCCUACAGAGGGCCCCAGAGAUAGACGGCCCCAAAGGGGCCCCCGAUGGGGGGGCCACUUCAGAGGGCCCCCAUAGGGGGCCCCCCACAGAAACUACUGAAGGAAAGGGCCCCGAAGGGGCCCCCUCAUCAGGAGGCCCCAAUGGGGGGGCCCCUAAGGGGGCCCCUGAUGGGGGGGCCCCUGAUGUGGGGGCCCCUGAUGAGGGGGCCCCUGAUGGGGGGGCCCCUAAGGGGGCCCCUGUGUCUCGGGGUGCAUUGUUAGGGGCAUUGUACCCUUUGACGAGUAUUGAUUUGGGUAUAGGGGCCCCUCGUUUGCUGCGAGGAGAAGAGUUAGUUGCACAUGAGUUGGCGCAUCCAGCAAGGAGAGCCUUGUUGCUGCUGAAGGCUCUUAAAGCACUUAAAGAACAGCAGCAGCAGCAGCAGCAGCAGCAGGAAGGGGGCGGAGACGAAAGAAAAGAUAAAAAGAGAGAGAAGCAAGAUCAAGAGGGAGAGACAAGAGACAGAAAAACGGAUAAACAACAGCAAAAUAGAGACUGUCUCCUCUCUGCAAUUAGAGAGCCCCUGUUUGCUGCUGCUGCUGCUGCAGUAGAAGAGAAGGCCCUCUUUGCUCAUUGGAUUGCUGAGAUGCGUCCUGACCCUUGGAAGAGCAUUUGGCCUUCGCGUUUAUUUGGAAGCCAAUCGAUGCAUGCGUUGCUACGCCUGGAGUCGGUAGAGGAUGCUUCUUUUUCUUUUUCUUCUUUAUCUUCUGAUAAAGCAAACAAUUCUAUUAUAUCCUCUUCUUCUUCUUCAGCAGCAGCAGCAGUAGCAACAGCAGCAGCAGCAGCAGCAGCAGCAACAGGGGGUGAGCAGCUGUUUGCUGCUCCUCUAACAGCAGCAGAGCAGCAGGUGCUGCAGUCUGUUGCAGGAUUCAUAGGUAGGGGGGCCCCUUCUCCUUUUGCUGCUGCUUGGGAGCCUCAGCAGCAAGAGACAGCAGAGAGCUGCUGCUCCUGCUGCACUUCUUCGCCGUGCAAAUCGCGGAGAGACCAAGGAGGAAGUGCUGCUGCUGCUGCUGCUGCUGCUGCAACAGCAGCACCAGCAGCAGAUGCUUCUGGUGCUUUAAACAAUGUAAAGGAGACAGAAGAAGAAGAGACAGAUGAACAGAUUUACUCAAACUCUGCAUUAGAAGAUGCUAUUGCAUCUUUACGCCGCUCAAUUCCCGGAAGGGCAAGACGCCUGCGUCUUCUUUUUGUGAUAAUGCAACCCUCUUUGGAUUAUGGGGAGGCGCGUCUUCAAGAAAUAGACAGAUAUAUUGCAGAGCUCCAGCAAGGCCUUAAUGGCUCAGUUUGCAGUUCUUUUUCUUCUGCUUGGCCUUCCGCUGCAUGCAGCCAAACAAACAUUUUGGGGUCUUCUCGCUGCUGCUGCUCGACCUGCGCUGUGUUAUUUGGGGUGUAUAGGCAGCAGUGCCUCAUACUACAAGUUUUAAGGAGAGCUAUGAACCUACACAAACAAACCCAGAGCUGCACGAAGGAGGGUUUGGCGGAGGAGACAGUCUCUAUUUCAAAUCAUUUUUGUGAAGCCUUAGACAGCUGCAGAGAGGUUUUGAUGAUGUGCUGCACUUCUGUCUUCGAUGGUGUUGGAGAGCUGCGCGGUUUGGGGCGGCCGGCUGUUGCUGCUGCUUCUCGAGCUCAGCGUUUAUUACUUUUUGAUGGUUUGUUCGGGUUAGCUCAAGCAGCAUCUGUCUCCUUUGCACUUAUUCUCUUCGUCUUGCAGCAACUCACGGGUUUGGGUGCAGCAGCAGCAGCAGCAACAGCAGCAGCAGCAACAGCAGCAGCAGCAACAGCAGCAGCAGCAAUAGCUGUGGAGUUUCACUUUGACAGUAUAUUAUUCAGGUUGGUUGAGGCGAUGAACACUGCGCGUCAGUUGGAGUCAAUUGGCCAACCGCCUUGGAUAAAUUUUUCUUCAAAUAAUUUGAUGUAUACACUGCAGGAUGACCCC
Eimeria acervulina is the source of this 2157-nucleotide messenger RNA. RefSeq lists its product as hypothetical. The record is from RefSeq and is a predicted model, not a curated record. The transcript is spliced from 10 exons. Lineage: Eukaryota; Apicomplexa; Conoidasida; Eucoccidiorida; Eimeriidae. The annotation marks the transcript as partial.